CUUAGUCGCGAAAUGAUCACCGAUGUCGCCCGUACUGCUUUGCGUACGAAGUUGAAUGCGGAUGUGGCUUAUCAUUUGACCGAGGCUGAACGAAAAGCAGUGAAUAAAUAUUAUCCGCCCGAUUACGAUCCAAAGAAGGGUGGUCUGAACAAAUGGCAGGGAACUCACGCUCUGCGGGAGCGGGCGAGGAAGAUUCAUCUUGGAAUCUUGAUCAUUCGCUUCGAGAUGCCAUUCAACGUUUGGUGCGAGGGUUGCAGCAACCACGUCGGCAUGGGCGUUCGAUACAACGCCGAAAAGAAAAAGGUCGGUAUGUACUACACGACGCCGAUCUACGAGUUUCGAAUGAAGUGCCACUUGUGCCCAAAUCACUUUGUCAUCAGGACCGAUCCAAAGAAAUUCGACUAUGAGUUGGUCAGUGGACUGCGGCGUCAGGAACGACGAUGGGACAUGACCGAAAAUGAACAGGUGGCGUCGACAGAGGGAGCAACGGCCCGAAAGCUAGCAACCGAUGCGAUGUUUAAACUAGAGCAUGGCGAAUUGGAUCUGGCAAAACUGAAGGCGGUCGAACCACAGGUCGAACGGUUGGAAAAACUGCAGCAGCGCUGGAAAGACGACUUUUCCCGCAACCAGGAGCUACGAAAAAUUUUUCGGGUGAGCACUGAAGAAAAUUUGCGAAGCCGUCUUAAUGAAUUGGAUCGUGAAUCGGUGUUCAGUGUUGCUUCUGGUUCGAAACAGCGUAGCAGAACUCUCAGCAAUUCUUUGCCAACGAAACAGAACGCUCUCGAAGAGCUGCGCAAGUCAGUUCUGUAUUCAAAGGAGCAGAAGCUGAUGGUCCAGCUCGACCAGGAUCUGGAUAACACCAUCGAUGAACUGAAAAAGAGUAUCAAACACGAUGAACCAACUUGCGCGCAGUCCAGUGGCUGUGACCAAAGCGAAUUAAAGGACGAUGAAAAUUCUUCAGUGUCAGCCGAAAGCGAGUCGGUUUCAAUCUCAAACCUCAGCUCUGUCGACCGUCCAGUUCAAACGGACAUGCAUAACGGACUGUCGAUUUUGAGGACGUAUUGCGGUAGUUCAAGUGGCAGUGAACUGAGUGACAUCACGUAG
Soboliphyme baturini is the source of this 1104-nucleotide messenger RNA. The record is from the annotation of a GenBank genome assembly. NCBI's taxonomy places the organism in Eukaryota, Metazoa, Nematoda, Enoplea, Dioctophymatida, Soboliphymatidae.